CAGGGUGGUCAAUUAACGGUAGCAAAUCACAGUUUCCCCCGGAGUUAAUCGGUACAAGAAAAUGUCCGGUAGAAUAUACCUGACCGGAGCGUUGCUGCUCGUGGUGGCAGCGAUAGCCAGCGGCUUCCCCACCCAACGCAGCGCCGAUGUUGAUUGUUCCGUCGACAUCUUCUCAGCCAUAUUCGUGGCGCAUCCGGAUUCCUGCUCCAUGUACAAGACCUGCUUCAACGGAGGGUUGAUCGAUGGAACCUGCCCGGAGGGAUUGUAUUUCGACGAGAAGAAUCAGGGUUGCGAUCUGCCCGAACGGGUUCGAUGCAGCUUGGAUGAAGACGACGAGGAGGAGGUAGUGGUGUCGGAAGAGGAGCCAGCUGUAGAAGAAGAAGAAGAAGAAGCUACUGAGGAGGAACAAACACCGAUAGAGGAGGAGGAGGAGACAGCAGAGGAAGAGGAAGCACCGACUCCGGAAGAAGUUGAACAGGAUGAAGAAGCUCCAGAAGAGGAAGAGCAAAUUGAAAGCAAGAAGAAUGAUGACGAGAAUGACGAGGAAGAGGAAGCCCCGGUAGAAGAGGAAGAAACUCCCGCAGAAGAAGAGGAAGAAGAACAAACUCCAGAGGAAGAAGAACAAAGUGCGGAAGAAGAAAGCGAAACUCCAGCUGAGGAAGAGGUAGCAGCCGAGGAAGAGAAUGAAGAAGCCUCAGAGCAAGAAGAAGAGGAAGCAUCCGUUAAAGCUAGAAAGAAUGAUGAUGACGACGAGGAAGCUGCCGAUGAAGAAGAGGAAGCAGAAGUAGAGGAGGAGGAAAAGCCGGAGGAAGAGGAAGAACAAGAGGAACAGACAACCGAGGAGGGAGAGGAACAGUCUCCAGAGGAAGAAGUCUCCGAAUCAACUCCAGAGGAGGAGGAAGAAUCUGCAGAACAGGAAAUCGAAGAUUUCCGCAAAGUAAAGAAAAACGACGACGAUGAGGAUGAGGAUGAGGAAAGUCCGGCAGAAGAGGAAGAACCAACUCCCGAAGAUGAGCAAGAAGAACAGACACCGGAAGACGAAGAGGAAGAAGAACAAGCACCAAUAGAGGAGGAAGAACAGUCCCAGGAAGAGGAAGAGGCAGCUCCGGAGGAAGAAGCUGAAGAGACCACAGAAGCUGAAGAGGAAGCCAAGUCCUUGAAGAAUGAUGAAGAUGAGGAAGAAGAAGAGACCCCCGUCGAUGAGGAUGAUGAAGAAGAGCAGACCCCUGAGGAAGAGGAACAGUCCCCAGAGGAAGAAGAAGAGCAGUCACCAGAAGAUGAGGAUGAGCAAGUCCCUGAGGAAGAAGAACAAACACCAGAAGAAAUCCCAGAAGAAGUAGAAACUGUGGAACCAGAAACAGAGGACCAAACCGAAGAGAAAAAAUCAAAGUUGAAUGGUGGCGAUGAUGACGAAGAAGAGUCCUCAGAGGAAGAGCAAAAGGAAGAAGACUCUGCCGUGGAAGAAGAAGGUGAGGAAGAACAGGAGGAGGAACAGAGUCCGGAGGAGGAGGAAGAGGAAGAGGCUGUUCCUGAAGAAGAGGAAGAAGCAUCAGAGGAACCAGAAGAGGCAGAGGAAAAGAAGCGUGUCCGCCGUUCAAACGAUGAUGAGGAUGAUGAAGAUGAAACAAACGAUGAUGAUGAGGAUGAACCUGCCGAAGAAGAAGAAGCUGAAGAGCAACCAGAGGAGGAGACCCCAGAAGAUGAGGAAGAAGAGACACAAGAUGAAACCCCAGAAGAUGACGAAGAUGCUGAGAACUCUGAGGACACUCUUCCAGAGGAAGAAGCUCCCGAAGAGGAAACCAGCGACGAGUAAAUGCAGAUGGAUCGAAAAGUCAAAUUUAAAAUCCAAUGUUGCCAAUAUUUGGUAAUGAUCUGCUGAUAUUAGAAUGAUAUUUAGCAUGUUUGAUUGAAUGAUUGAAUAAACA
Molecule: messenger RNA, 1925 nt
Organism: Toxorhynchites rutilus septentrionalis
Lineage: Eukaryota; Metazoa; Arthropoda; Insecta; Diptera; Culicidae
Exons: 3
Coding region: 62-1813 (583 amino acids)
Cellular component (GO): extracellular region
Molecular function (GO): chitin binding
Source: RefSeq, a predicted model, not a curated record